Fonsecaea pedrosoi CBS 271.37 is the source of this 951-nucleotide messenger RNA. RefSeq lists its product as uncharacterized. The record is from RefSeq and is a predicted model, not a curated record. Lineage: Eukaryota; Fungi; Ascomycota; Eurotiomycetes; Chaetothyriales; Herpotrichiellaceae. The transcript has a single exon. Bases 1 to 951 code for a protein of 316 amino acids.
AUGGACGCCCAUGCGCAUCUCCUUUCGCUUGGCUGGGCAGGACCCGGCCACUCCCUCGACUCGAGACCAUACAAACAAAAAGGGCAUCGAGGCCUCGCUUAUGAUCCCGCAAGAGUCGGCAACAAUGGUGUCGGUCUUGUCAAGCCUCUCCUGAUAUCACAAAGAAAAGGGCGAUUCGGCGUUGGCAAGAAGGCGCAUGAACCACAGGCCGGAAAUCAGUGGUGGCUGAAAGGAUUCGAGAAUGCGUUGGGGAAUAUUGGCAAGAGCGAAAGUGAGAGAAGCAGUGGCACAACGACCCCAGUUGCAUAUGGCCAUGGUAUCGGAAAACACGGUGGGCUUUAUAGCUUCUUCGUCAAGGGACAAGAGAUGGAAGGCACAAUUGGUAAAGUCGGCGAGUUCACGCGAGCUUCGAAGAAGAGGAAGAGUGAUGCGCUUAAUGAUGGGGAACAGGAUGAUACGGCAGAAUCCACGUCGUUGAAGAAGAAGCGAGAGCCUGCGACAGAAUUUGAAGAGGCUGGCGUAUAUUUUGCGUUGCGUGACAAAGACGAGAAGCGUGGCCAGCGUGUGCAAAGGCAGGACCCCGUUGUUGAGUUCGAGCAAGUCGGCGAAUACCUUCAGGCAAGGCUUCAGAAGAGACAAAAGAAGCGGAAAUCAAAAGUUGGGCCUGGGGCUACAGAUCUCGACACACCAGUCGAAGUUGACAACGAGGAGCCGUCAACUCCGAACAAAGUAGAGUCGAAGGAAGAGAGACAGGAACGGCGGCGACGACGAAAGGAGAAAAGGGACCAGAAGCGAAAGGCGUUGUUUGAUCUGGAGAACCAACGACAAAACGUCUCACCAGCCAAUUCUAUUGCUAAAGAUUCGGACGGCACAGCUGAUCGGAGGACACAGCGCAGGCGGGCGAAAGCACAAGCUUUACCAAGUCAUCAGAUAGCUGAGGGCGAUUUGUGA